Messenger RNA from Rhopilema esculentum, 5301 nucleotides. NCBI's taxonomy places the organism in Eukaryota, Metazoa, Cnidaria, Scyphozoa, Rhizostomeae, Rhizostomatidae. The record is from RefSeq and is a predicted model, not a curated record.
UUAUAUAUCUUAGUUGUUAGCAUUUUCUAUUACAUUUAUAUUUAUACCUGUUAAUCUCUAUGUCGAUACUCAAUUUUGAUAUAUUAUCCUUGAAAUAUGUACAAGAGAUAUGCUUUGACAUGUUCCUCAAUGUUGCCUAGGGGAACAUGUAUUUCCUUCUCAGUGAUGACUGCAGUAAGAAACGUUUCCUUUGUUUCAAAUAACGAAAACUGUAUUUGAAUAGCCAGUCAACUUUGAAAAUGGUAAUUUCAAUUAAUGUUCAUGUUCAUUAUUGUAACUGUUAUAAAACCCUGCAGUUUUCACCCAAAAAAGGAAAACUCAAACAAAGGAUGCCCCUUGACGUGGUGUUUGAGCUUUAAACUAAUGCAUCCGGCAAUAUUUCAACAACUCAGAUUUAGAUCUUGCCCUGGUAAGCAUCUUUUUUAUUCUUUUUCAGGUAUCAUCUUUUUACCUCACAGAUUCUUUACUGUGCUACUUUCACAUCUGGUAGAACAGUCGCAAGACUGGCAACUUAAUACCCAAAGAAGUGGAGUUUUUUUAUCACGUCACCACUAAAGGGGCACAGAGAUGCAGGGCCUUCCCAACGAAAAUGAUUACAUUUUCGUUGAUGAUACGUUUCUUGCUAAUACUAACAUCAAGGGUAACUCUGGCAAAUAUUUGAACAGGGACAGGGAUUUAUUGUACGAGGGCAAAUGUGAAAUUCAUUUCGACUUAGUUUACUGUAAAUAAUAAUAACAACAAUGAGCCCACAAAAUGACUAUCAAUACGUUUAGAGCUGCACGAUUUGUUUUGAAUAGGGCAUUACUUCCCCUACUAUAUCUAAUUAGUAGCUACGCCUUCUACGAAAUUCAAUAAAUAGCACUAUCUACUAUACUAAUAUCAUAUACUAUUGAACAUUUAUUCUAAGAUGUUGUGUAAUCUCAUUUGCCUGUUUUAGAUUGGAAUUACUUUGCAUGCUCUAUUUAAUUAGUAGCUACGCCUUCUACAAAUGGCAAUAAAUAGCACUAUCGUAUACUAUUGAACAUUUAUUCUAAGAUGUUGUGUAAUCUCGUUUGGCUGUUUUAGAUUGGAACUACUUUGCAUGCUCUGUUUAAUUAGUAGCUAUGCCUGCUACUAAUGGUAAUCAAAAGCACUACGAGGAUAAUUUGGAGAAAAGAAGAAGGGGCUCCUUCAUUUAAGUCAAGGGUAGCCCACCAAUUUCAGAUUAACAAGAAUACGGAGUUCAUUUUCACUGAUGAUGAAAACCGCAAAAUUCAACGCAUCAGGGCAGAUAGGACCACACUGCACGUCCAAGUCACGGGCAAACAGCGGGAGAAAGCCAGGGAGAAUAAAAAGAAAACGCGGGCAAGGUUGAAAGAGCACCAGAAAUUGCGAAGUGAAAAGUCGAAUAAGAAAGAAGAACAAUAUGGAUCCUUCAUUAAUGGAGAGGUUAGAAUCGUUGAAAAGGUUUGUGGACCGAACGAACGAGAUGCUGGUCCAGAGGCUCCAUAUCAUAGAGGCAGGUAUUGCCUCAAUAUUGCAAGAUGCAACAAUGAACAAUAGCUUGCAGGACGAAUCCAUAGACAAUUCUAUUUUAGAAUUGGAUGUCAAUUUUUCUCAAAACAGGAACUAACAAUCGCAAAAGAUAUCUUUUUGUGUGUUUUAUCUCUACCUAUUAAAGACAUUACACAUAAAGACAUUCUACUUUUAGCGAGUUGCUAAACCUCUUCAACAAAAGAAUUGCAAGGUUAAAGUUUGCGGCAUGGACAUUACAUCGAGUAUUACUGAAUAGUAAUGAGAGAAUGUUGAAAAAAAUUUCUUCGAUAAUUAGAGUUUUUUGCGGUUAAAGAUUUUCAUUAAACAGAUUAAUAGCAACAAGGAGGACGCAAAGUAUAUAGAGCCCCACGACUCAAUGUGGGCUACAAAAACAUGGUUAAAAUGAUGAAUAACUGAAUUAUGAAUAAAUAAAAGAACUUCUAGGAGAAACCCGUGAAAAAUGUGUCAACAGAGAAUAAGCAGAAGUAAAUUUUUGCCAAACUUUAAAGGCAUUACAUUGCGCCGACGUUCAUUCGAUUACCGAAAAAAACAAAUUUAUAUUUCAUUGACUUCUCAUUUCGUAACAAAAGGAGGUCUCUUACUUGCUAUAGAUCAAUUGUACUAAUUUGUCACGCUUCUCAUAUUUUGAGCACACUGCCUUUAACGUAAAAUUCAGGAUAAAGAUUAGCCUGCAAAAUAUUAAUGGAGGGUAAAAUACAUAAAUCUAUAGAAGGCUUAAGCAUUGGAAUAAGAAUAAACAGAUAAGACCAAGGGGGUAAACCGUGAAAAUAACCCGGACCACGAAUAGAAAAAGGCUUGAAAAAUGUUUUCAAGGUCAUGCAGUACAAAAUGCAUGACAAAAGUCACAUCAUCAUAUGGCUUGCAGUGCAUCUUCCUCUACAACAUAAUGUUUAUUUCCAAGAAGGAAACGAGGAAAGGAUUCUUAAUGUGAACCCAAACACAACAUUAACUGCAUAGUUUCAACUUAAUCAAGAUGACGAAGAUGCUCAACAGUAUCUUUAUACUGAAGUUCCAGAGCAUUACACUUUUCAUCUGAGGACAAAGAAAUGGAAAAAAAGACAACGUACUGCAAGGUCCAUUAUUGGGAGGCUUUAUCAAGUUCAACCUACAGAUCCACAAAGGUAUGCCCUUCGACUACUAUUGCUUCACCGCAGAGGGGUCACAUCCUUUGAAGACAUAAGAACCAUUGAUGGACAGCUGUAUGACACAUUCAAGGAUGCAGCAAGAGCAAUGGGUCUACUAGAAGAUGAUGCUGAACACAGACGUUGCUUAGAAGAGGCCACAAUCAUGAAUAUGCCUUCACAGAUGAGAAAGCUGUUUGCUACACUGAUGGUAUUUCAAACUCCAUGUGACAUCAGGGACCUCUUUAAUGAAUUCAAGGAAGCUAUGUCUGAAGACUAUGUGAGACAUUAUCAACUUAAUGAUCCAGCCAUUGUAUUCCAAGACAGGCACAUGUAUCUUUGUCUGUGGGAUAUUGAUAAUAACCUGAGGGUUCAUGGUAAAUUAAUCGAAGAUGUUGAAUUUUCAGGCCUCCCACAGCUUCCAGACAACUUCGUCCAACCAGGCAACAGAGCUGGCUAUAUUGAUAUUGACACUGAGAGACAUCAACAAUUCUGCCAAAUAUUGAGAAGUUGGCCAAGGACGUGCAGCACCAAGUUGCCCAUUAGCUUCUUGUAAUACACUGAACAGUGAACAUGUACUUUACAUCUAUGUUUGUAUUUACGUACAGCUUCCACGUUACAGUACAUUUUCCGAUAAACACAUUUUUAUUGAUUAGAUUAGUAGUUAGGUUAUUAAAAUUAUACUGUAUUUUGAGUUGCGGCCCUCGUAUGCAUUUCAAAAAUCAAAUUUGGCCCCCUGUUCUAUAAAGGUUGCCGACCCCUGGCUUAAAGUUUUCACAACAAAUGGUUGCUUAACCAGUAACAUUGUUUACCGUGAAGUUCUGGCCUAAACAGAUGUCAUCAGAUUAUUGUUUAUAUUUUAUGUAUAGAUGGAAACUAGCUAUUUGUCAUAAAAUUAUGGUGACAUUCAAAAUUAAUGAAUAUGAGAAUACAACAUCCAACCUGGUUCUUAACAGAAUGUCAUAUCCAGAUAACAAUUGGAGCAUUUUUAAAUACCUAGAUUCUUUGAGGCUGCACACCAUUUAUCCAGUGGUGCACCUGGUGAGCUCAAAGGUCCUACAUGUACACAUUCAGUCCUACUUUUUGUGUCUUGUUUGCAUUUCGGUGCCACAACAGCUCACAUUUUGUUAUUGGAAGAUACACUUGCACCUCAUGGUGUUCAGUGAGCUCAUGGACCUUGCAUGUUGAUAAUGUCAGUUCUCAUGCAGCACUUUGGUGCCCAAAAUGAGCUCAAGUUUUUAGCUUAAAAUGCUUCAUUUGUCAUGGUGCACCAUAUCAACCUAUUGAUUAAUAAAAGUGCCAGGCUCUCUUUGAUUUUUUGAUGAUGAUAACAAGACGGUUUUACUGGAUUCCUCUUGUACAUUGGUGCACCUGGUGAGCUCAAAGGUCCUACAUGUACACAUACAAUUCUACUGUUUGUGUCUUGUUUGCAUUUCUGUGCCUCAACAGCUCACACACAUUGUUAUAAGGGGAUACACUGUAUCUUGCACCUUAUGGUGUUCAGUGAGCUCAUGGACCUUGCAUGUUGAUACUGUCAGUUCUCAUGCAGCACUAUGGUGCCCAAAAUGAGCUCAAAUUUUAGCUUGAAAUGCUUUGUUUACCAAGGUGCACCAUAUCAGCCUAUUAGUUAUAUAUCUUUGUUCAGAAAAACAGCAAGUGAUCUAUAAAAUGUUCAACUAAUACAUCUCUUCUUGAACCACAUUUAUCAUUGGCCAACUUAAAUGGAAAUUGAACUACCGUUAACAAAUCACUGAAUGAAUAAACUACUCUACCUAUAUUUAGCUCUAUCUGUAAAUAAUUAAGAACUUCAUUGCAAAUAAUUGAUGUUAAUAUUCCACUCCGAUCUUUUUAUAUAUCUUAGUUGUUAGCAUUUUCUAUUACAUUUAUAUUUAUACCUGUUGAUCUCUAUGUCGAUACUCAAUUUUGAUAUAUUAUCCUUGAAAUAUGUACAAGAGUUAUGCUUUGACAUGUUCCUCAAUGUUGCCUAGGGGAACAUGUAUUUCCUUCUCAGUGAUGACUGCAGUAAAGGUUAUCACGUCACCACUAAAGGGGCACAGAGAUGCAGGGCCUUCCCAACGAAAAUGAUUACAUUUUCGUUGAUGAUACGUUUCUUGCUAAUACUAACAUCAAGGGUAACUCUGGCAAAUAUUUGAACAGGGACAAGGAUUUAUUGUACGAGGGCAAAUGUGAAAUUCAUUUCGACUUAGUUUACUGUAAAUAAAAAUAACAACAAUGAGCCCACAAAAUGACUAGCAAUACGUUUAGAGCUGCACGAUUUGUUUUGAAUAGGGCAUUACUUCCCCUACUAUAUCUAAUUAGUAGCUACGCCUUCUACGAAAUUCAAUAAAUAGCACUAUCUACUAUACUAAUAUCAUAUACUAUGGAACAUUUAUUCUAAGAUGUUGUGUAAUCUCAUUUUCCUGUUUUAGAUUGGAAUUACUUUGCAUGCUCUAUUUAAUUAGUAGCUACGCCUUCUACGAAAUUCAAUAAAUAGCACUAUCUACUAUACUAAUAUCAUGUACUAUUGAACAUUUAUUCUAAGAUGUUGUGUAAUCUCAUUUGCCUGUUUUAGAUUGGAAUUACUUUGCAUGCUCUAUUUAAUUAGUAGCUAAGCCUUCUACAAAUGACAAUAAAUAGUGUUAAA